CUAGAUCUACUCAACGCCAUCCUUGAAACAUCAUACACCCUGGAUACACCAUCCAUCUCUUCCCUUCUUGAAGACUGCAUCACACAAAACUACAACUUUGGUACCACAUAUGGCCAUCUCCGCCAGGUAUGGAAGACCAAUAAAGAUGGCACCAUGCAAGAUGAACUACACAGAUGUGAAGAGGAGGACCAGGAGAAGCGACAAAGAGCACUGAAAGGAAACCAGAUUGUCAACCCUAAGUUACCACCUCGACGUGUCUGGGACCUGUACAGCAAUCGUGUGGUGCCAUACUGGGUUGCCCAGAAUUGGCCGAAACCAAUAUCACAUGCUUGGAUGGAUGAGAAGGAUCGCAUUGACAUGUGGACCCCUAUCAAUGGGAAGGAAUGGCCAGUGCCCAUCCCAAAGGAUGCAGACCUCCACUUGAUUAGGAUUGAGAUGCUGAAUCUGGGAUUGGAGUACACGUGGUUGGAUGUGCUUUGUUUGAGACAGAUUCAGAAGGAUGGGCUGAGGGAGGAUCUGCGUGUGGAGGAGUGGAGGCUGGAUGUGCCCACAAUUGGAUAUGUGUAUGAUUGGGCCUAUCAGGUGGUGAUCUACCUGAGUGGGUUGGGGCAGCCUUUGAGUUUGAAGGAGGGUGACUUGAACAGUGAUCGGAGUUGGUUUAGGCGUGCAUGGACAGUGCAGGAGAUUGGGGAUGAAGACAGGAUCAUUGCUGGGGAUACACCUGAUGGACCAUUGCAUGCCAAGCCAAUUGAUGAGGAUGGAAACUACAAGACAGAUAUACUGACACAAUUUCACAUGCAGUGGAAGUCCUUUUCAACACAGGAUCAGGGUAUUUUUACUGCAUUGGCAAACAUGCAGGAGCGAGUAUCAACCAAUCCUGUGGACAAAGUUGCAGGACUGGCAUUCCCUCUGUGGCCCAAGACAAUACCAGCAUACCAUGAGAGUGAGUCUCUUGAGGAUGCAUGGACAGCACUGGUCAAUGCAAUGUCCUCUUGGAUGUGGGUGGACUUCCUCUUUUUGUAUCCUGCAGUGGGACAAGGAUGCAAGAAAUGGAGACCAACAUGGAAGCAGGUUAUGACAGACCCUCUGCCAAAGAAUACGCUCUGUUUUGGGAAAGUUAAGCAUGAUGAUGAAAAGAAUGAAGACUGGUAUGAAGGGCCUUGCAUUGAGAAGGGGCUGGUGCAGGGUUUGGAUGUGGGAUCAGCAGAAGGAGGUGAUCGACAUGGAGAGUUAGUUGUUGAAGAUGUGCAUGGAAUGGUACACACAUUCAAAAUCAUUGCCACCCACCAGUGCCUGGUACCUGAAGGUUUGUAUACACUGCGUGGUAGUAGUUAUCACUGGGUGUCUGAGCAAUAUUGGGCUGUUGGGCAACAACUGCCAGAACAGAGAUUUGAGAAAGUGUCAGUGGUUGUAAUGGCUGAUAGAAAGGAAGCAAAGAGGCUCAAGGACCUAGGCAUUGCUGUAAAGUGUCGUAACAUUCUUGUUUGA
Desarmillaria tabescens is the source of this 1488-nucleotide messenger RNA. RefSeq lists its product as uncharacterized. The record is from RefSeq and is a predicted model, not a curated record. The coding region runs from base 154 to 1488 and encodes 444 amino acids. The transcript has a single exon. Lineage: Eukaryota; Fungi; Basidiomycota; Agaricomycetes; Agaricales; Physalacriaceae.